Messenger RNA from Dreissena polymorpha, 1005 nucleotides. Its product is annotated as dynein light chain Tctex-type protein 2B-like. Gene Ontology annotation, molecular function: dynein intermediate chain binding. Gene Ontology annotation, biological process: microtubule-based movement. The record is from RefSeq and is a predicted model, not a curated record. Lineage: Eukaryota; Metazoa; Mollusca; Bivalvia; Myida; Dreissenidae. The transcript has 3 exons. The coding region runs from base 218 to 829 and encodes 203 amino acids. Gene Ontology annotation, cellular component: cytoplasmic dynein complex; cytoplasm.
CCAGGGUAAUUAUUUGCGCAAAGAGAUGACAGCGGCAAAUACGGAAGGUGCUUUUCAUUUGCUUUAAAAGACGUUCGAUUUUCUUUCGCGCCUGAGAAGUUACGAUACUGAGAUGUUAAAGGCGUUGGAGGAGGCUUCGAUACGGACAUGUUUUAAGUCAGUGUAGGAAAACAAAGUUUGUUUUAAUACGCACAUUAUACAACGAAAAGACUGAGACAUGGCUAAAAUGCAGACUUUAACAGUGGAGAAUCUUGCGGAUCACCAUAGCGACCACAGCGGAAGUAAGCGGUCAUCACUGGUCCCGAAGGAGGGUAGCGAGGGUUCUCAUACGAUCAAUCCCAGUAAGCGCCGGAUGUCGCGUUUCGAGGGACGCCCUAGCGUCCAGUAUAGCCGCCGCAUGUCCAUGGUGUCACGAUCUAGCGUUACCGGAAGUUCCUUUGGAAUUAAGAAUAUUGGACUGUUUCCAGUGAAGCUGCAGAAUACGUACAAACUGCAGCCGGACCACAGUGAAGUGUUCAAACCCGAAAGUGUGCGUGUUAUUAUACAGGAAGUGCUCGAUGAAUGCCUGAACGGUGAAAAGUACAAACCUUUGCAGUGCCGAAGCCUCUCACAGAUGCUCACGGAUCUCAUCAAGUCGCGCGUGAAGGACAUGGGAUUUCAGCGCUACAAGUAUAUAGUGACGGUGACCAUUGGUCAGGACAGUAACCAUGGAGUCCGUGUAGUCAGCCGGUGUCUGUGGAACAAGGACACGGAUAAUUACGCCGAGGCUAGUUAUAACAAGAAUGGGUUGUACGCGGUAGCCGCUGUGUACGCUUGUUAUUUUGAAUAGUGUAUUGUUAAAUGGCUUGUAGAUCGCAUGAUGGUUGAGGUGUUUCAAUACUAAUGUUAUUUGUUUUGACGAAUCGUUAUGCUGCAUACAUACUUAUGCAAUAUAUUUUUUAUGUGCGAGUUCAUAUUCAAGAUGAUUUGCGUGUAUUUCUCAUCGUGAUUAAAUGUAAAACUCUA